AUCAUUGCCAAGGAUUAUCUUAAUUCACCGGGUACAACAAAGCAAUAUUUUGGUGACCUCUCGGAUAAAGCUCAUCUAUAUAACGGUUUCCAGUUUGUAGGCCUAGAUAGGGAUUACGAAGGCUGUUAUAAUAUGACUUCACUUACCAGUAUGUAUGUUGAUGAGGUUAAACCGCGAUCAUGGCCUCCAGGAGCUUAUGUGUUUGGUAAUAGUCCUCCGGAAAAACCAUACCGAAAAGUUGUUGAGGGCAAGAAGCUCUUCGAAAAGUUCGUCGCGUCCCUGAAUAAUGAAACUGAAGUCGAUGAUAUUAUUGAGCGGUUACUGAUCAUAGGAACGGACAAGAGACAGUGA
Cylicostephanus goldi is the source of this 351-nucleotide messenger RNA. NCBI's taxonomy places the organism in Eukaryota, Metazoa, Nematoda, Chromadorea, Rhabditida, Strongylidae. The record is from the annotation of a GenBank genome assembly.